Neoarthrinium moseri is the source of this 603-nucleotide messenger RNA. RefSeq lists its product as uncharacterized. The transcript is spliced from 2 exons. NCBI's taxonomy places the organism in Eukaryota, Fungi, Ascomycota, Sordariomycetes, Amphisphaeriales, Apiosporaceae. Bases 1 to 603 code for a protein of 200 amino acids. The record is from RefSeq and is a predicted model, not a curated record.
AUGUAUCAGUGCCAGAACAUCUUGCUUUCCUGGCCUGCCGGUCUUGAAUCUGGCACCUGUCGCUCGAGGUGGGUUGCAUUUGCUGGGCCCAUUCGAGCUGGUCGUUCAUCAUCAGACGGCACGCGCACUUUUGGAUAUCACCACGCCAGAGUCCAGACAGGCACAUACGAAUCCCGAGCCGACUUUUGUAACUCCGACCCCGAAAAGAGCGAAUUUCUGCCCACGCCGCCGAGAUCCAUCUGGCCCAGACUAGCCCAUCACGACAAUGACCGGUGCGGGGAUCAUCAGCGACAAGUCGGACCCGCCCUGGAGUUGCACCCAUGGGCACCUCGGAGCUCUUUGCCAUUCACCGUGUUCUGUCCCCAUUGUGAGAGCCAUGCCCCUGCAUUCUCUGCCGAUGAGCUGAAGACUGUUGCGAGUCUGAACCCAGGAGAAGAAGCCUCGUACGUUUUUCUGGCCGUAGACCGCGGUGAGGAGGAGUUCGACCUUCCCGUUUCCGAAACGCUUCACGAUCUUGCGGGCAAGCGGGGCUCCGAUCUCCUCCAGGACCCCGGCAUGCCAAGGCGGUCGGUAGCCUGGAUUCGACCAGAUAAUCUUAUCUGA